AUGGAUAAAGCCCACUACGGAGUAUCUGACCAGUUCUUCCGCACCCGUCGAAGGCAUCAAGUCUUUCUGUACUUACGGCUUUGGUACUCGAAUCUUGAUUACAAUGACUAUCUGCAAAAGGCCUUCGCCACGAACGCGCUUUCCAUAUUCAAAAGCGGGCGGAAGGAUAUCCUUCCUUCCUCCGUUAUCAACAAAACAUCCUCCAUUAUCAACAAAACACUUGAUGAUAUUUCCUCAACUCCAGCUUGCGAACUUUCAUCACUGCACGUCACCAAGCUCCCAAUUCACUCUUCAAUAACGCGAGGAAGCAAGAAGCCCUUACAUGUUCAGCAUGGCCACUGCUACAAGGGUUCACCAUUUACCACCAGAGACCUCGGCAAUGUAAUUUCGUUUCUUCCACAAUCUGAUAUCAAGAACCUGCGAUUCGUCGACCACAGGUUUUCAUCAUUAGCCUCACGACAACUAUUUCAACGCACUCGAUUACUCGCCCGAGCUAAAGACAACAACGACCCUCAACGUUUUAUACAGCUCGCUAAGUCUGAGUUGAGUGGAUUUAUCCGCGAAGUCCGCUGUGAUGUUUCCAGCAUAGUAUACAAUGGAUUUUACUAUAUGGAGAAAGACCAGUUCGAGUUCCUUCCUGUCUUCUGGGAUGCAUUGCCCCUUCUAGCUCGCUUUCGAAACAUCCAGACUCUGCAUCUGUGUUUUGACGCCAGCUUCACAUUGCGGGAUUUUAAAGAAGGUUCCAACCAGUUCAGGAGUAGGGUGUUGAAAAGUGUUUUUCGCAUUUUGAUGGGAACAUUCACCAAGGAAGUGUCAACACCCAUCGACACACUUUCCGGCGCAACAAUCGAGAUCCCUCAUCAGGGCACCCCGUCAUCUCCGAUUACUCUAUCUACUCUCAUAAUCUCCAAUUUGGGAGAUUUCCAUGAUCCGGAGCUCACGAACAUGCCCGAAUUCAAUACAGCCAUGGGAAAUAUCAAGGCCUUGAGGCUUGACGUAGCGCAGCACAAAGAAAGGUGGGGAGGAGGGAGAUUCUCAGAGACAACUGAGAUCCCAAAUCAAUGUCGGGAGAUGUUCACUCAACUGCCUCUCACCUGGCUUUCCUCGACGGUCACUGCCAACCUACAGGUCCUCUCGCUACAUUACCAGUCAUACUGGGGCUGGUUCCCCAACAUUGAUAUACGUCUUAUCGGUAGCGGGAAUGGAAUGCCCAAGCUCAGAAGCCUUGCUUUGGGGCGCUUCGUCUUCAGCCAUCAACUUGAAGUAGACUGGAUUACUUCUUUGGAUCUUGAGGAGCUUUCCCUCGAAGACUGUGCGGUCCUAGCACGACACGUUGGCCAUCCGACCACGCAGGAGGGCUUCUGGACUGAUGGCCACGAGUUACCCGCAACAACCAAAAUUGGUGGACAGGUGGAGAGGAUUUAUUUAUGGUGGCAUGAAAUCAUUUGGCAAAUUCGCAGCUCUAUGCUGAACCUGAAGCGAUUUGUCACUUCUUACCAACCGGACCUUCAUGACCAUUUCCUCCGUUUUUGCGAAGUCAACCCCUUUCUAGGUUCCGGGCACUCCCUAGACGACAAGGCGGAUCACACUAGAGGCCUCUGGCGAGAAUUCAAAGACCUCAGCAAAAAUAACUGCUUGCCUUGGAAUACGGCGUUUCAGCACUUUACAUGUGUCACGUCGCCCAAACUAUGCCUCGAAUCAGACGUGUUUCUUUUGUCCCAUUCCGAUCGUUCUACGAGCUUUAUUACACGUUCGUCCGAUCAAAAGUAUAUUUCUCACGAUCCCACAUACAUGGAGCAGGCAUCAUAUCAUCGGGAUCUUUAUGACGUCGAAGUUGACCCGGAAAUCGGUAACAUGAACAAAUUGGCGAAGAUCGAGAUUGUCAUACUACAUUCUAUGUUGUCCAAGAGAAGAAAAAAGGAGCAUAUGGGUGCUGAAGAGUUGAGGCUGUCCCCGAAAAUGGGGCUCCAUGAUACAAAUGAAUACGUGGAAGGUGUACUACACCCUCUACUUACAUAUGAAGAGCUAAUUCUUCUCGGGCUCAUAUUGCGUCUUUCAGACGGCGACUGA
Molecule: messenger RNA, 2070 nt
Organism: Fusarium subglutinans
Lineage: Eukaryota; Fungi; Ascomycota; Sordariomycetes; Hypocreales; Nectriaceae
Product: f-box domain protein
Exons: 3
Coding region: 1-2070 (689 amino acids)
Source: RefSeq, a predicted model, not a curated record